This is a messenger RNA of Capsicum annuum, 387 nucleotides long. RefSeq lists its product as uncharacterized. Lineage: Eukaryota; Viridiplantae; Streptophyta; Magnoliopsida; Solanales; Solanaceae. The transcript has a single exon. Gene Ontology annotation, biological process: chromatin remodeling. Gene Ontology annotation, cellular component: nucleus. The coding region runs from base 1 to 387 and encodes 128 amino acids. The record is from RefSeq and is a predicted model, not a curated record.
AUGGAUGGAUAUACGUUGUGGUACUCGGGUAGCGUGAGACAUAGAAAUGGGGUAGGUUUUAUAGUAGAUGAAGAACUUAGAGAGCAUGUGGUAGAGGUUAAGAGUGUUAGUAAUAGGUUGAUGUCUAUUAAGUUGGUCUUUGGAGGGUCUACUAUAAACGUCAUUAGUGCCUACGCCCCGCAAAUAGGUUUGGACGAGGAGGAGAGAAAGGAAUUUUGGGAGGUUUUGGAUGAGGUGGUAAGGAGCAUCCCAAGCACUGAGAAGCUUUUCUUAGGCGGAUAUUUCAAUGGGCAUAUUGGAUCUUUGUCGAGAGGUUAUGAUGAUGUGCAUGGCGAUUUCAGUUUUGGGGAGCGAAAUAAAGAGGACAUUAUCUUUUGGGUUUUCUAG